AUGUUUUAUUAUUUCGCCUAUGGGAGUAAUUUGUUAAAGGAACGUAUACAGUUGUUGAAUAAAUCUGCUCAGUAUGUUGGUGUGGGAGUUCUAGAAGAUUACGUUCUUUCGUUUGCUGGAUUUAGUAAUAACUGGUUUGGAGCUACUGCAACAAUUAAACCAUCGCCUUCUGAAUACGUCAUGGGUACUGUUUGGAAAAUGUGUAUGAGCGAUAUGAAGACAUUAGAUCUACAAGAAUCUGUUCCUGAAGUGUACCGGCCUGUCGAAAUCUCAAAGUUAUGUGUUAAAUUCAGCUGA
This is a messenger RNA of Schistosoma turkestanicum, 297 nucleotides long. Lineage: Eukaryota; Metazoa; Platyhelminthes; Trematoda; Strigeidida; Schistosomatidae. The record is from the annotation of a GenBank genome assembly.